Messenger RNA from Spea bombifrons (plains spadefoot toad), 1795 nucleotides. RefSeq names its product cyclic AMP-dependent transcription factor ATF-7-like. The record is from RefSeq and is a predicted model, not a curated record. Gene Ontology annotation, molecular function: DNA-binding transcription factor activity, RNA polymerase II-specific; cAMP response element binding. NCBI's taxonomy places the organism in Eukaryota, Metazoa, Chordata, Amphibia, Anura, Pelobatidae. The transcript is spliced from 12 exons. Gene Ontology annotation, biological process: regulation of transcription by RNA polymerase II. The coding region runs from base 138 to 1574 and encodes 478 amino acids.
UCACGGGGCAGGCGUGAGCACCGCCCAGGUUGCUCUCGCGAGAGCGUAGGCUCGGGGCGCUCGUGCGCUGCUCACGGUAGCUGGCUGAGGCGAACGGCACGGGACAGAGGCGCCGGACCGUCAAAAGCGGAAGAGUAAUGGGAGACGAUCGCCCUUUUGUGUGCAGCGCCCCUGGCUGUGGGCAGCGUUUCACAAAUGAAGACCAUUUGGCCGUGCACAAACACAAGCAUGAGAUGACUUUAAAGUUUGGACCGGCAAGGACGGACUCUGUCAUCAUUGCAGAUCAGACUCCCACCCCAACCCGCUUCUUGAAAAACUGUGAAGAAGUCGGCCUGUUCAAUGAGAUAGCCAGCUCCUUUGAAAAUGAAUUCAAGAAAGGAACAGAGGAGGAUGACGACAAGAAAAGUGCGGGCCCACUGGACAUGUCUCUGCCUUCAACUCCAGACAUCAGAAUCAAAGAGGAAGAGCCGGUGGAGGUGGACUCGUCCCCUCCGGACAGCCCAAGCUCUCUGCCUGAGGAAAAGGUGCCAUUGAAGCCACAGGUCAGCUCUACGCCCACUCCGACAAUUGUACGGCCCGGCUCUCUACCCCUUCACCUGGGCUACGACCCUCUACACCCCACACUGCCUUCCCCCACAUCGGUCAUCACACAGGCCCCUCCGUCCAACAGACAGCUAGGUUCUCCCAGCAGUUCUGUGCCUCUCAUGAUGCAGCUAAGUAAUGGGCAGACUGUCCCAUUCCUUCCAGGUCCCCAUGUACAGAUGCCAUCUGUUAUUUCACUGGCAAGACCCAUGUCCUUAGUGCCCAACGUUCCUGGGAUUCCUGGUCCUCCGGUGAUCGGUGGGGCAGGGCACAUCUCUCCGUCGGGACUUUCCAUUCAUUCGGAAGCCAAAAUGAGACUUAAAGCCUCCCUUACACACCAGGCUCCCUCUUCUCUAAAUGGGGGGAUGGCUAUGGUAACCUCUCGGCCUGAGCAGAGUCAGAUCCUCGUCCAGCAUCCCGAUGCACCGUCUCCCGCACAGCCCCAGGUCUCUCCUGCGCAACCCACCCCAAGUACAGGAGGUAGAAGACGCAGAACAGUUGAUGAGGAUCCGGAUGAACGCCGGCAACGCUUCUUAGAGAGGAAUAGAGCAGCUGCUUCCCGUUGUCGACAAAAGAGGAAGGUUUGGGUGUCCUCUUUAGAGAAGAAAGCAGAGGAGCUAACCACUCAAAAUGUGCAGCUUAGUAACGAGGUGACUCUUCUGCGGAAUGAAGUUGCUCAGUUAAAGCAGUUGCUGCUGGCGCAUAAGGACUGUCCGGUAACCGCACUGCAAAAGAAGAACCAAGUAUAUCUUGGUGAGUUCUACAAAGUGAGAGAAAACCUGAAGGACAGAUGCGAUGUGACCGGUUCUCCGGUUCCAGUCACCCAGCACAGUUCGUUAUCGGCUGCCUCUCCUAACGGUCUGCGUUCACCAGCAGAACACAUGGCCACCUCGGUGCUCACGCAGAUGGCCAGCCAAAGGACAGACGGCCACAGUCAACUUCUACAGUCGCAUGUGAUCAUGUCACCACAGUCACAGGCAGCCAGCAGAUGAUGAAACCAGGCCAUCCAACAUAGAACUAAUCAAUGGGAUCUCUCAGCCCCAGAGACUGAGCAGAAUAACUAAGCCCCAGUACAAGAUGGGCGGAUAUGGAUUAUAAAUAUAUAUAUAUAUACAUAUAUAUUUGAUUUUAAAGUUCGGUAAAGGGUGAAUAAGGAGCUUUUUACUACACAGUCAAACACAUGCCUAUUAAAGCACUAACUUAAAGAUUCCAA